UCGACCUCCAUGGAUUUACAGGCAGUCCUGGAUGCGCCGGGAGUGAGGGGCAAAACGGUCACAGAAAUACCUAAAGAUGGUUUGACUGGUUUCAUUCAGUCCAUCAUUUCCAACAAAUCAAGAGAAUCACAAGAAGAACCAUUUUACGUGCUUGAUUUAGGGGUUGUCAUGGCUCUCUUGGAGAAAUGGGCCCACAGUCUCCCCAUGGCCCAACCCUUCUAUGCCGUCAAAUGCAAUUCAAACCCUGCUCUACUUGGAGCCCUUGCAACUCUCGGAGCCUCCUUUGACUGUGCAAGUCGGGUCGAGAUUGAAUCUAUUUUGUCACUCGGAGUUUCCUCGGAUAGGAUCAUUUACGCGAAUCCAUGCAAAGCGGAGUCUCACAUCAGGUAUGCUGCUAGGGUUGGUGUUAAUUUGACCACGUUUGACUCAAAACACGAAAUCGAGAAGAUCCGAAAGUGGAACCCGAAUUGCACUUUAUUGUUACGGAUCAAACCUCCCAAUGAAGACGGAGCCAAGUUCCAGUUGGGUGCUAAAUAUGGCGCUCUGGAGGAGGAAGUAGAGCCGCUCCUCAAAGCGGCUCAUAAUGCAUGCCUUAAAGUCGCAGGUGUUUCUUUCCAUAUUGGGAGCGCAGCAACGAGGUCGGGUCCUUACCGUUUAGCCAUUGAGGCUGCUAAAACGGCUUUUGAAAUCGCAGCUCAGCUCGGGAUGCCUAAAAUGCAUAUCCUUAACAUUGGCGGCGGCUUCAUGGCUGGGAACUUUGAUGAAGCCGCUUCCACCAUAAAAGAAGCUCUCCUCACUUAUUUUCCCGAAAAAGAAGAAGGAGAUUUAACCGUCAUUGCUGAGCCUGGACGCUACUUUGCUGAGUCGGCUUCCGCUCUGGCUACAAGCAUUAUCGGGAAGCGGAUUCGGGGCAAUUUAAGGGAGUACUGGAUCGGUGAUGGUAUCCACGGGUCCAUGAACCGUAUUGUGCAACAUUACGGCUCUAUCAUGUGCAGUCCUCUUGCAGUUGAGUCGAAUCGGAAGAACAUAACAUGUAAGGGAGAGAAAACGUACAAUUCAACAGUUUUUGGACCCACGUGCGAUGCGGAUGACACUAUUUUCAGAAGCUACCUACUACCUGAACUAGAGGUUAAUGACUGGCUUGUCUUCCCCAAUAUGGGUGCUUACACGGCUGUUGCUGGAUCUAACUUCAAUGGGUUUAAGACUGCAGCCAUUCCGACUAACCUUGCUUACUCGGGUUCUUAUAGUAAACCCUAG
Molecule: messenger RNA, 1257 nt
Organism: Tripterygium wilfordii
Lineage: Eukaryota; Viridiplantae; Streptophyta; Magnoliopsida; Celastrales; Celastraceae
Product: ornithine decarboxylase-like
Exons: 2
Cellular component (GO): cytoplasm
Molecular function (GO): ornithine decarboxylase activity
Source: RefSeq, a predicted model, not a curated record